AUGUCCGGGUUAAACAAUGACGGCUAAGUUAAAUGUUGUUUUUGACGUUAUUUAACACUUUAUUGAUUUACAAAAAAAACCCUGGCCACACCAGGUAUUCGUCGGGCUGCCGUUGCUUUUGAAAGAAAGUGCAGUUUGACGUGGCGCUCAUGUUGUUUAUUCGGACUACUGCGGGUCUCCGCAGUCAGCUUCUAACCGGUUUACGCAACUCGCUUUCCGGCUACAGCACCUCCAGAGCCACCGCUGCAUACAUCCAGGGCCAGAGCCCAGAACCACGGAUCCGUGAGUACUUCUACUACAUUGACCACCAAGGACAGUUGUUCCUGGACGACACCAAAGUGAAGAACUUUGUCACCUGCUUCAAAGACAAACACUUCCUGGCUUUCUUCUUCAGUCGUCUGCGUGUCAAUCAGAGCGGACGCUACAUGGAGGACUUCCCCUUCCUGUCUCUGUGUGGGAGGGAGAGGAAUUUCCUGCGCUGCGACGACCAGCCGGUGGUCUUCACCCACCUGCUGGAGGCCAUCACCGGAGACCAGAAGCUUCUGUCGUUCUGCGGCGGCGCAGAGAAGCUGACCGCGCCCUUCCGUCCUGAGGCGCUUUACAUGCAUCCGAUAAGCGGGCGACUUUACCACCCCUGUUCUGAGCGGACAGGUGGCGUUGGCCUGGUGAGGUCCGCCUUGGCUAUUGAGCUCAGCCCAUUCUUUGUCUAUGCUUCAGAGCCGGGCCAAUCAGGACUGCCUACACACUUCCUGUGGGGAGAAGAGCAGCACUCACUGACCAAUGAGCUGGCAGGAAGCUUCCCCACAAUAGAGGAUGACAGUGGAGCAGGACUGAGUUAAAAUCCACAGCAGAAAAGGUGUGUGUGUGAGGGUGCGAGGUUGCAACAAAAUAACUCUCUUGAUCAGUGAUAUUGCAGACAAAUGAAGGAUAUGAAAUAUGGCGGCUGUGGUGAAAACAAUAAAUUUGUUAUGUCAACAUGUUUAA
Molecule: messenger RNA, 984 nt
Organism: Nerophis lumbriciformis (worm pipefish)
Lineage: Eukaryota; Metazoa; Chordata; Actinopteri; Syngnathiformes; Syngnathidae
Source: RefSeq, a predicted model, not a curated record